Trematosphaeria pertusa is the source of this 1023-nucleotide messenger RNA. RefSeq lists its product as uncharacterized. The record is from RefSeq and is a predicted model, not a curated record. Bases 1 to 1023 code for a protein of 340 amino acids. The transcript is spliced from 4 exons. Lineage: Eukaryota; Fungi; Ascomycota; Dothideomycetes; Pleosporales; Trematosphaeriaceae.
AUGCGAAGUCGUUGCCAAACAGCUACUUCGGAGUCUCUUUCUAUCCCAUUCGUAAUACGACCCAUUCUUCUCGCAGCUUUUGCGGCCUCGACUAUAGCCGCGGAUGUCUCUGUCAUUUGGCGUCAUGAGAAAUCCUCUGGUAGCACGUCGUUGACAGUCCACGCGGCAGAAAACGACGCCAUCCUCGCGGAGAGUUGUGGCAGCUCCAUCGGUACUCUCGACUUCUCUAGCAUCGAUGAGAAUGGCUUCGGCAACGUCACAAUCGGCGAUAGUACUUUCCGGGUCAGCGCCCAGUCCCAGUCCGCUGGCGGCGUCAGUUGCACGAGGGAGUACAACGGAGUCAUCGCCGUUGCCGAGUGCGCCGGCCUCAGCUUCGAUGUUCCAGAAGAUGCUGUUCGGUCCGCGGAUUGCUUCAGCAAUGACGACGCUAAGGCUUCAUUUGCCGCAUUGGAUCCACGUAAUAUUAUUCUGAACUACAUGCCGACGACCGUCGAGCAGCGCAGUACUCAGCCAGAGACAUUCAAAAUCGGUGGACGACAAAUCUGUCACGUCGAUUACGGGACUGUGCGCGUGGGAGACGGCAACCCUCACCAGAACUACCUUCAUAAACGGCUCUCGGAGGUCAUCAACUGUGCUGUCGCCCCAUCUUGCUCCGCCGGAUAUGCAGUGUCCAAAUCUUACACGAUUGGCUGGACCGCGGAUAUCAGCGCUGAUAGUUGGAUAUCCGGCGGUUUUUCAGUCCAGGAAUCAUGGGAGACGGGCAACGAAUAUACGUGUUAUGGUGGCCUCGGCGACUCGGUCUGCAUAUGGUACAACACUGCACAUACAGCUUAUACCGUUAAAAACCAAGCUUACGACACUUGCGGAACACAAUCUCCCAAUCCUUGGGACACGUCUGAUCCAUAUGUUAUGUACAGUCCAAACCAAGCCAACCGCGGCGGUGGGAUGUAUUGCGUUAUUGGAACUUGUCGUGCUCAGGGCGACGGUUACUGGGAUAAGUCUGGCCGGGCUGGCGGUCCUUAG